Molecule: messenger RNA, 1797 nt
Organism: Lathyrus oleraceus (garden pea)
Lineage: Eukaryota; Viridiplantae; Streptophyta; Magnoliopsida; Fabales; Fabaceae
Product: double-stranded RNA-binding protein 2
Exons: 3
Coding region: 208-1605 (465 amino acids)
Molecular function (GO): double-stranded RNA binding
Source: RefSeq, a predicted model, not a curated record
UUUGUAACACUCAUUUUCUUCCUUUUUCUCAAACUCUUCAUCCUCUUCACUUUCUCUUUCUCUUUCUCUUUCUUUCUUUCAGUUUUCUCUUUUCCCACUUCUCUAAACCCCAUAAAUCCUUUACCGUUAACACCAAUGAUUUCUAUUUCAACCGUUUAAACCCGACCCGAAACCAUUAACGGAUCGGAUCUGUUGAGAGAGAGAAAAAUGUACAAGAACCAGCUUCAAGAGCUGGCACAAAGAAGCUGCUUCAACCUUCCUUCCUACACGUGCAUUCGGGAAGGUCCCGAUCACGCGCCGCGGUUUAAAGCCACCGUUAACUUUAACGGCGAGAUCUUCGAGAGUCCUCAGUAUUGCUCCACGCUCCGUCAAGCGGAACACUCUGCUGCUGAGGUGGCGCUCGGCUCUCUCUCACACCGUGGUCCUUCUCAUUCUCUCGCCGCGAAAAUCCUUGAUGAAACGGGAGUGUACAAGAAUCUGUUACAGGAAAUUGCGCAACGGGUAGGUGCACCUUUGCCGCAAUACACGACUUUCAGGUCAGGUUUAGGGCAUCUACCUGUUUUUACCGGGACAGUAGAGUUAGCUGGAAUUACAUUUACCGGUGAACAUGCGAAGAAUAAGAAACAAGCAGAGAAAAAUGCAGCUAUGGCUGCUUGGUCGUCUCUAAAGCAAUUGGCGAAAGAAACUGCAAGCUCCUCAACUGAACCGGAGAACAACGAUGAACUAGAACAAAUCACGAUAGCACGGGCCUUACUAAACUACCGUCUGAAGGAAAAGAUGGCAAUGUCCAAUCCAAAUGCUCUGAUUCCAUUUCCAAAGAAGUUCCAGUUUCAAAAUCCCAGACCGACCAGUCCUCAACCUCGACCAGCGACAUCGAAGAUACUUCCCUUAAUUUGCCAAAAGACAGCACAUCGAAGCAGGCACCCUGCAAUGGCAUCGUCCAGCAGUGAUCAUAAUUCCAAUAUGUCACCACUUUUUUCUGCACCAGAAAAUCGAUGGAUGCGUCGCCCAAAAUUCCCUGCAGCAGGAGCAGCACCAUAUGUUCCGAUUCGACAUAUGCGAUCACCUUGCCAGGGAAUUGCACCACCAGUUACCAUAAGGACUGCAAUACCUGUAUUCUCCCCGCCACCAGCCGCAGUGUCUCCUCAAGUAAUGCCGCUUCCUCCUGUACGAGUUGCUGCUCCGAUCAAUAUUCGACAAGCAGUUCCAGCAUAUGCCGCUCCACAAGUUCGAAAAGACGAACCUGCUCCCAUCAGCAAAGACGAUCUAGCGCGAGCACUAUGUGCCACUCCACCACUUCGAGUAGAUGAACCUGUUCCCAGCGUCAAAGUUGAUCCAGCACCGGCAGAAAAUGCUACUCCACCAGUUCAAGUAGAUGAACCUCUUCCCAUCAGCAAAGUCGACCCUGCUCCACCACUUCAAGUAGAUGAAUCAGUUCCCAUCAGCAAAGAUGUGUCAGCACCAGCUGUUCAUAAAGAUGAAUCUGUUCUCAUCAGCAAAGAUGAUCCAGCGUCAACUAGUAGUGCAGAUAAAACUGACACCAAAACUGAGAAUAUUCCAGCAGAAUCUGAGGCAAUGCAGAGAUUGGAGCAGCUGAAAAUUUGAUUGUGAGAAUCUAGAGUUUGUUUCUCAUACAUCUUACAAUGAGUGAUGUAAAACAUGAAGGUUAGCAUGAGCAGUUGAAUGAAUAUAUAUGUGAAAUUGAAGGAGCAGUUUAGCACAUAAUUUGCUCAUAUUUUUGAUAUUGUUAUCUAUGUUGAUCAUAUCGUAUCUUAGUACUUGUGAGAUUCUUGCUUA